GGAAAGUUUCCCACGCCUCAUCCCGACUUGAACGUAUGCCUCCUCCAACGUUCACAACGGUGAGCGUUGGGACUGCCGCUUCCCAUGCAUCUCCCCAACUGCUACAGUGGUCCUGCGCGGGACAGCUUUUGAUUAUGAUGCGCAGUGUGAUAUAUAUUCUGACGCCGGCCCUGGGAGUCAAUUUUGACAUUGACUCAUCGUUCAUUGGCCAGCCCCCAGGAAUACUGAUUCGAGACACGGAGCCCCAUCUUAGGUGGUUCCGAACUGUGAUAGAACUUGACAUGUCGGAAACGCAUCGCUGGGCGAGCUUUUCUAUGCAUCCCUCUACAAACUCCAUUGGCACUACGAGCUUCACAUGGCGGGACGCCGCCUGGUCGCCACCGAAUAUCUCAACUCAUGGAUGCGCGCUAGCAACAUUGAGUAGCAAUCAUGAACUUGGGAUAUGGACGCCAAAUAACAAUUAUUUGCACGGAGAAUGGAGCAAGGCAUGGCUGAUCUAUGGCACGCUGGAUGCCUAUUGAAAUUUCAUCCAAGAUUCAGGACUUAACGGAGCUGCUCAGGGAUUUGGCAUGUUCGGUCUUUCCUGAUGAUACGCCUGACGUCGAACAAAAGCGGGUUUUGUUCUGCCAAAUCAAUUGUGAGUCGAAGUCUUUUACACGAAAAUACACAAUUCCAUAUUGCACUGUGAGGUGUGGCCUGGUCGUCACACUUGAGAGUUGGUUUGGGGGAUCAUUUGAAGCACAUCUCCGUCCUUUCCCUUGGAAA
Cantharellus anzutake is the source of this 765-nucleotide messenger RNA. RefSeq lists its product as uncharacterized. NCBI's taxonomy places the organism in Eukaryota, Fungi, Basidiomycota, Agaricomycetes, Cantharellales, Hydnaceae. The coding region runs from base 36 to 521 and encodes 161 amino acids. The record is from RefSeq and is a predicted model, not a curated record. The transcript has 4 exons.